CUAUCAUCCCUAUGUGUGUCAGUAGAUAGCUACACAUAUAACUUCUCUUCAAAAUUUAAAUUUGUUUGGAUUUUUCGUCAAGAUGGCUUCUGCAGCAGGCAAGAAAGGCAAAAAGAAUAAAGGCACCGUAAUUUCGCUGCAAUCGUUCCUUUCCAAUGGCGAUACACCUUCUGGAACAACACAGGUUUCCAAGAAGGUACGAAAUCUAGAUGGCGACGAUAGUGAUGACGGUAGCCACUCGUUACCGUUAGUCUAUCAAUUACCGACCGCCCCGCGAGCGAAUCGGAUAUUCGACGACGAUUCGAUUCCACACAGGCCGCCCUUCAUAGCUUAUAUUAAUAAUUUACCGUUCGAUGCCGGAGAGGAUGAUAUAUACGAAUUCUUUGGAUCAAUUAAUUUAGCUUCCCUGCGCUUGCCACGGGAAGAUGGUGAAACGGGCCGUUCCCGUGGAUUUGGCUAUGUUGAACUGGAGAGUCGGGAAGAUCUGAUUCACGUGCUUAGUCUGCCAGAUCCCUCGAUAAAGGGGCGACGCAUUCGCAUCGAACUCUCCAAUGAGAACGAUCAACAGAAUCGCCAGAAGGGCAAUCGUCGCUUCGAAGGAUUCGGCAAUAGUAAUGAGAACCGUGAUUUCGGCAAUUGGCGGCGUGAUAGUCAAAAUAAUGGAAGUAACUUUGGCGGAUAUUCGGGGAAUUUCGAUCGUGGUUUCAAUCGCGAACGAAAACCGAUCGCAGAACGAGAGGAAAAUAAUACUCCGGGCUCAUGGCGUACAAAUAGCCGUCAGCAAUCGUCGGAUUUCUCUCCGCCGAGAAGGGGAGGGGAUCGCAAUGACAUGGAGAAAUAUCGGUCACGAAACAUGGAUUCCAAUGUUCGAGACGAUGGGGCGGGAUCUGCUUCGACGGAGGAGAGGCCAAAGCUAAAUCUGAAGCCUCGAACGUUACCUUUGCCGGAGAUGGUGCAUAAACCCGAAAUGGAACAACAACAGCAACAACAUGACAACGACAGCGACACAAAAGUGGUCAAUGUUAAGCAGAGUUCCGUAAAUGUCUUUGGAUCGGCGAAGCCCGUAGAUACUGCCACAAGAGAGCUUGAGAUUGAGGAGCGCUUGGCGGAGGCACGUCGCCAGGAGAAGGUGCGCUACGAUGAGGACGAGGCGGCUGCUGUCAACGAGAAGCUGUCUGAGGUGCAACUGGACAAGCAACACGAUAGUGAAAAUGCCAAUGCGGCAACAGUCAGCUGGCGCCGCAUCCACGAUCCCUCGACCAGUGAUGAUACCAAAGUUAGUCCAGGAGUGAAGGGUGAAAGACGUAACGAAGAUCAUGAUCAUAAUAAUAAAUUUAAUAAACCGCGGGACCGAAAUGACAGAUCUGAGAAUGCUAAAGCAAAAAAUAACCAGAACCAUGAAGCAAAAACUAGGGAAGAAAAUAAAAAUAAACGAGAUCCUCGAAGUGAACAAUUUCAGGCCAAGCAUGCAGCCCAGCAGGAUGAACCUGUCUUUCAGUCUUCCAACAAAUAUUCUGGACUUGGAUAUUCAUCCGAAUAAAAACUAUUUCUAUAUUUGUAAUAAAUGAUUAAAAGAAAAUAAUUAACAAAUACAUUUUACAACAAGUUUAAAAUAAAAUCACAUUACUGAAACAAAAACAAAAAU
Drosophila grimshawi is the source of this 1645-nucleotide messenger RNA. It is a transcript of the gene eIF4B, whose product is annotated as eukaryotic translation initiation factor 4B. The transcript is spliced from 5 exons. Bases 83 to 1540 code for a protein of 485 amino acids. Gene Ontology annotation, molecular function: RNA binding. The record is from RefSeq and is a predicted model, not a curated record. Lineage: Eukaryota; Metazoa; Arthropoda; Insecta; Diptera; Drosophilidae.